Molecule: messenger RNA, 3206 nt
Organism: Gigantopelta aegis
Lineage: Eukaryota; Metazoa; Mollusca; Gastropoda; Neomphalida; Peltospiridae
Product: nischarin-like
Exons: 14
Coding region: 64-1626 (520 amino acids)
Cellular component (GO): cytoplasm
Molecular function (GO): protein kinase binding; phosphatidylinositol binding
Source: RefSeq, a predicted model, not a curated record
GUUUUGACCUGAGACAUUUGUAACAAAUAAAAUGUAGAAAAAUAACUUAAACACGUAUAUACGAUGGCUUAUUUUGGCAAGGAUAUACAAAAUGUCAGUGCUUCUAGUACUAUUCGUAUUACAAGUGCAGUUUCUGUUGAAACAUACACGGUGUAUGUGAUAGAAGUCACAUUGGGGACUUACUCAUGGACUGUGAGACAUCGAUACAGUGAUUUUCAUGAACUUCAUGAAAAGCUUGUUGCUGGUUACAAACUGGACAAGAGCCUUCUCCCACCAAAGAAGUUAUUUGGUAACCAGACUGAAUCAUUUAUUAAAAAGCGUCAGAAUGAACUGGAAAUCUAUCUACAGACUGUGUUGUAUUAUUUAGCUCCAAAAAUACCAACUGUUUUGGCAUUUUUCCUGGACUUCAAUAGAUAUGAAAUUCAUGGUAUAACACAAGCUCUUGCAGAGGAAUUGUACAACAGGGGAGAAAGUAUUCUGCAGACCCUUGAGAUGUUUGAGAUGACACCUUUACAACUGUUUGCUUUGACUGAACGCUUGAAGCUGCCUGAACCGACAUGUGAUAGUGGUGAUGUGAAAAAAGAUAUCGGCCAUAUCCUGGAUUUUAUUACAAGAGUUAAGGCACUGAAGAUAACGGGCAGUUCAGAGCCUUACGAGUCUAGCAACAUUGAUAUGAAUCAACUCAAUUUUGAUUUGACUUUGUUUAAAUCCUUACAGAAAGUUGAGAUAGUAAAUUGCAGCCCCAAAGCCAUAGGAGGACUGGACACAAUAAAGCAGACUCUACAAACUUUGAAUAUUAGCAGAACACUUUCUUCAUUCCGGGAAUUUUUACUGCAAGAUGUUCCUUAUUGGCGGGCUGAUGACGGUACAUUGUUGGUGGAAUACUGGUCUGGUAUCACAUCUGCUGAUCUCAGCGUCAACUACAUCACAGAGAUAGAUGAUUCUGUGCAAUUGAUGCCAAAAGUCGAGUCGUUGAAUUUGAGUAACAACAAGGUGGAGACAAUCGAACACUUGCAGUGGCUCAGCCAGUUGACCUACCUUGACCUGUCCAGUAAUUUGUUGAGGAACCUAGACUCUCUGCAUACCAAGUUAGGAAACCUCAAGACACUGAAACUUGCAAACAACCUCGUUGAAAGUUUGCAUGGUUUUUCCAAACUUUUUUCCCUCACGACUCUGGACAUCAGCAAUAACGAAGUAGCUAAGAUUUCAGAAGUAAAACACUUGAGUAGCCUCCCUUGCCUUGAAAAUUUGUUUAUGGUGGGGAACCCAGUGACAAUAACUCUGGAUUAUAGAACUAAAGUAUUGGAGCUCUUUGGUGAUAGAGUGAGUGAGGUAAUCCUGGACAACGAGCGUCCCGAUCAGAAAGAGCUGGAUACGGUGGCUGUGUUACAAGCACUGCAGAAAUCAAAGGACAACAAGGAAAAGGUGAAGAGACUCACACCAAAGAAGGUACCCUCAUCUGCCAGUUUGGCUGAAUCAGCAUACAGCUACAGUGGUAGUACACCACCUGAUAUCACAGGUGAAAAGACUUUCGGAAUUAAUCCUUCCCCAGGUAAUCAAGUAUGUAUCACUUGCAUAUUAAAGCUUUAUUGUCUUGUUCAGUUGGCUUUAUGCAUCCUUAAGUGAAUUAGAAAUAUACUACUAAUGUUAUAAUCAUUGUGUAGGUCUUAUUCCAAGAUACUGUCUGAGCUGCAAGUGGUAUUGGUAGUUAAAAAUUGAUCUUCUUAAAAUUGGUAUUAGGACAACUUUAAAUGUUCCUCUUGCCGGAAUUACACCCUGGCAUGUGCUACAGCAGCUUGCUCUGAAUUUGCGUGUGUGGGACGUAGCCCAGUGGUAAAGUGUUCAUCUGAUGUGCAGUCGGUUUAGGAUUGAUCCCUGUCAGUGGGCCCAGUGGGUUAUUUUUCAUUCCAGCCAGUGCACUACGACUGCUAUACAAAAAGCCUUCCUGUCUGUGGGAUGGUGCAUAUAAAAUAUCCCUUGAUACUAAUGGAAAAAUGUGGCGGGUUUCCUCCUUAAGAUUGUACGUCAAAAUAACCACAUUUGACAUCCAAUAGUCAAUGAUUAAUAAAUCAGUGUGCUCUAGUGGUUUCGUUAAACAAAACAAACUUUAACUGAAUGUGCAUGUUAAAACCUAAGACCUGACCGGGGCUCUGUUCCAUGAAAGAAUCUUAGCUAAGGUUAAUUGUAGUGACUUACGGUGAGGUUUAUGGCUGGCACACGUAAAGUUUACAUCCAUUCCACAAAGCAACUUUACGGCAGUCAUAAGUGCCCCAUUAAAGAUUAAAAUCUUUGCGAAAAAGUGCCAAAUAAUUAAAUAAUAAAUUGGUUACCGACUUUUCGGAACAUCUUAGGUGUAUUCAUUGGUAUCGGACAUCCAUAAAGUAACUUUGUCAGUUUAUUUGCUAAGCAAUAAUUGCAGACUGCAUAAGACAUGAGAGAUAUCUCCCAUAUUUUCAUGUGAAGGUUGUAUGGCUAGAAUGUUUUUCAUCGAGCGCAGAGUUUCAUAAAAGGUAUUUAGUAUAUAUUAGAUCCAUUUUUACACAAAGAGUUAGUAUCCUUCAUAGAAGAUAAACAAAUCAUCAAACUGCCAUUUGACAUCUACGUUAACUGCCUUGUACCAGUUGUAAAUUUUCAGCAUCGUUUAUGAUGAUAGUAAGCUGUGCAGCAUCGUGGAAUGGGUAGCUGAUCGUAGAAAAAGGUUACGGAAUUGUUCUGUGUAAAACAGUUCUGUAUAAUUGAAAAACAAAACCACAUUGAUUUAGAACCCAUUGUAAAAUAGUAAUUUUCUAGUGUUGGUUCAAAAUAUUUUUAUAAAUUACAUUUUGAACUUCAUAUUUAUGGUGAAUGGUUAUGUUUUAAUGUAAUUGCCUAACAGGGUUUACAUUUUAGCACAUAUGAUUAAACAAGUUUGUCCCAUGGGUUGGAAUUGCCGUAUCUAUACGUCACAAUGGUGGUGAAUUCUAUUAUUGUACCAGUUGUGGAGUAUUAAUUGAAAUAGAAAUGAUAUCUAAAAAACUUGUUUUGUACUAAAUUAUGCAUUAUUUUUAUUUAUUUUUAUGUUACUUUUAUAUCUGGUAUUAUGUAAUUUUGUUUGCAAAUAUUCUUAUUAGUCAUAGAACAAGGCAGCAUACAGUCACAAAGUCCAUUACUCCAGACUCACAUAGAAGAUUUGCGGAAGAAAGCAGGAUCUAACUGGCUGGGUGAGC